Molecule: messenger RNA, 1668 nt
Organism: Trichoderma breve
Lineage: Eukaryota; Fungi; Ascomycota; Sordariomycetes; Hypocreales; Hypocreaceae
Product: heterokaryon incompatibility protein (HET) domain-containing protein
Exons: 2
Coding region: 1-1668 (555 amino acids)
Source: RefSeq, a predicted model, not a curated record
AUGCGGCUUCUCAACACCAAAACUCUCCAGAUCGAACAAUUCACCAACCAUGGUGGCUACAACAGUCUCCUGAAAAAGGGCAGCGACCUCAUUGGCAAGCGCGCAACUCCUCGUUAUGCUAUCCUCUCCCACACAUGGGGCGAAGGUGAAGUCAUCUUUCAGGAUAUGGAGAGCAAAAACCGCCCCGCAGCGAUGAAAAAGCGCGGGUGGAGGAAGCUUGAAGAUAGCUGCAGGCGGGCAGCGAAAGAUGGCUUCCAGUAUAUCUGGAUUGACACUUGCUGUAUUGAUAAGACUAGCUCCACAGAGUUGGCCGAGGCGAUUAAUUCCAUGUUCCAGUGGUAUAAGGAAUCAGAUCUUUGCUAUGCUUUCUUAGAAGAUUGCCAGGGUCCUUUGCCUUAUAGAACCGGCUCUUCAUCUUCUCCUCUACCUCGGUGGUAUACCAGAGGAUGGACGCUGCAAGAACUCAUUGCUCCAAAAGUCGUUCAUUUUUACUCAAUGGCAUGGAAGUUUCUCGGCACGAAAGAUGAUCACGCUAUCGAAAUCUCUCGUUUGACGGGCAUUGACACAUAUUCGCUUGGAGGCGGCGAUUUGUCACGCAUCAGCGUUGCGCGACGCAUGAGCUGGGUUGCCACUCGCCAGACAACUCGGAUGGAAGAUAUGGCCUACAGUGUUAUGGGAAUAUUCAACAUCUCCAUGCCGCUACUUUAUGGAGAAGGGUCAAAAGCCUUUGCGCGACUACAGAAGGAGAUUAUGAAGGGAACAGAUGAUCAGUCGCUGUUCGCGUGGAGUGAAAAUGACAGUGCUGGCUAUCGCAAUGCUGAAGAGAAGAACGGCCUUUUGGCUUAUUCUCCUCUGUCUUUUGCAUCAGCCGCAUCAGUUACCAGAUUCUACACCCCGCGACCUGGGCACCGGGAGAACUCCAUUGAAAGCCAGGGCUCCGUCGUCAACCUCCUCAUGUGUCAUGACACCAGCUCUAGAUCCAACGACGUGUUUUUUGCUGUCUUGGACUGCCAGAUUGGUCAUGUACCAGGCGUAUUGGCUGGAAUUCGUUUGAUGAGGAAGGGUUCCUCAGGAAAUGACUUUAUGAGAGUCGACACCUCCCAAAUCUUCCAAUUUGCGCGAGUCGAAAAAGAUGGAAGCAUCGCCGUCGAAGGAUUUGAUCCAACAAAAGAGCAGACCCAGAUUGUAGAAGUGAGAUCACGUGCCGUAUUUCGAAACUGGGCCCCGAGGACUAUUCGAGUUCUACAGUCUUCGCCACCACAGCUCCCACCUGGAUUCUGGCUCGUUCCGCCGCAGAACAUCUCUUCAGCCGCGAUCUCAGUCCAAACGGCUUAUCCAGUGAAGCACUGGGAUGCACACACCUGGCUGAUGCAGCCUCCCACUGCCGAUGCUCUGACCCCCAAGGUAGGAGCUGUGCAGCUCAAAUUCAACGGGAAGCAGUAUUCUCUCAUCUUCGGAGUCGUGAAUACGCGAGAGGGAAUGAAACCUUGGUGUGCGCUUGAAGAGAGCUCUGGGCGUGUCUCAUUAGAGCAGUGGUUUACUCAAUUCAAGGCCCAGGUGGACAAGCCAAAUGGUGGUGCUAAACGAUCGCCCAACGUUGAUGUCACGGUCCGUCUGGCGAAGGUCUCAGGCCAUGAUAUGUAUAUAAUGCAGCUGCUUACACGAUAA